Molecule: messenger RNA, 2226 nt
Organism: Phascolarctos cinereus (koala)
Lineage: Eukaryota; Metazoa; Chordata; Mammalia; Diprotodontia; Phascolarctidae
Source: RefSeq, a predicted model, not a curated record
CUCUCCUUAGUCUGCUUCGAAGACUCUGCAGACUCUCGCACUUCUGGCUCCGCUAGCCUAGUUUUUCCCGCCUUUUCGGGCCUCGGGGUGGUUGCCAGUGCCCGUUGAGGGAAAAGGGCGUCCCCCAUCGCCUCACAAGCCAGAUCCUUCAGGAUGGAUUGGUUUCACUGUAAUCAAUGCUUCCGAAAAGAUGGCACCCAUUUCUUUGUAACCAGCUGUGGCCAUAUUUUCUGUAAAAAAUGUGUGACUAAAGAAAAAUGUGCUGUAUGUGGAGCUGCCUGCAAGCAUCUGGCUCUCUCUGAUAAUCUAAAACCUCAGGAGAAGAUGUUUUUUAAGAGCCCUGUGGAGACAGCUAUGAAGUAUUUUAGUCACAUCUCUCAGCAGGUUUGGAGUUUCCAGAAAAAACAGACAGAUCUGCUUAUCACUUUUUAUAAACAGAGACUUUCUAAGUCAGAAGCCGCCAUGCAGGAGGCCCAACGGACAGUGGCCAGUCAGGACAAGGAGCUAGUAGUCCUAAGGAAGGAAAAUGGGGAGCUGAAGAAAUUCCUGGCCAUCCUGAAGGAGUCUCCUAGCCGAUGCCAAGGAAGCAGGUCUACCACACCCCGGCCAGUAGGCAUCACUUCCCCAUCACAAUCAGUUGCUUUUCUUUCAGUUACUCCACGACCCAGUUCCCAGAACAGCAACCAGGUGGUCAGUCGAUCUUCUUCCUUGGAAUCCAUUCCAUACAGAGUACCUGGCUUUGGUAGCUUUGGUCAGCAGGGGAACAGAGGCCUGCAGGGAAGAAAUACUCCCAGGGAAUCUUAUGCUGAUACUCCUUCACCAGCUUCUACUAAUAGCCUGUCUUAUUGGGCUCUCUCUGCUUCCUCAGGACCAGGGAUUUCCUCUGUCAGGCCUUAUCUAGAUGGUAUUGGUGGGAAUACGAGUCUCACACCCAGCCGCUCAAGCCAGAGUGUUGGUAGAUCAGCACCAGAACCUCCUGUGGCUCUCCGGCUACCAGUCCUGCAGCUCCAGGUCACCUCCCAGACACCUCAAUUACAUCAAACCAGGUUCUCCACCAACAGAGGCAGAUGCGAUUAGUGAGGGACAGUGAUGCAUGGACCUUUCCCUGCUUUUGGAUCAACCUCUCCCCCAUCUCCCCAUACUAUCCUGUAUACAUUGCCAGUGGGACACACUAUAGUUGUAGCUAAUCUUCAUGAUGUCCCCAGAGUAUUAAAAAAAAAAGAUCCCUUAAUCCUUCUUGCUUUCAAGGUACACUGUUAUCUACUCAAAGAUUCCUUUACUUUUUGGGUAUCUGGGAAAAGAGGCAGACCUGAGAUACUUCUAUAUAUGGGUGCUUUGGAAAGAUGGCUAUUUUUCCUUCCACAGGUCACAUGUAAAUAUCAUUAUCUCAUGCAGUUGCAGUUAAAAUGCAGGAUGUAAACAGGCCCCAGUACAAAUGUGAACACAUAUUCACCAACUACACUUCAAAAUUGUUUCAUUUCUUAGUUCAGGGUAGCAUUUCCCAUGGCCAGGAGCAAGCCCUCGGCAUUAGAUUCAAUUCUUCCUCUCUUUACUUUGUCCUGUGCUUACAUAUUAUAUCCAUAUACUUGUAGCCCCUUUUAGGCCUAGUUACUAUUAUACAGACUUUUCCCUUCUCCUGUUUUUUUUUUCCUGUAAAAACAGGAGUGGAAGCACUUAUGUUCCCAAUUUAUUGAUUCAUAAAGACAAAAAUAAUUAGGAAAAUUUUUCCCGUCAUCAAUAUUCUUUGUACCAACCACACAAUUUAAAGCAGAGAAUCCUCAAGGUUCUCCAUUUUCCUAAGCAUGGUUAAGAGCUCUGGGGUUGUAGAGAAGGCAAAGAAACACAUUCCAUUACUGAGCCAACUCAGAGGCUAUUUGCUUUAAAGCUUUGAUGGGAAGGGAGAGGUUAUUCAUGAGUGGAUGAGCUAUCUGGAGGGUACUUCACCACUACUCCACUAUUAUUAAACAUCAAAUAACUCCUACUACAUAAAGAUUGAGUGGCUUAUAGAGAGUUCAUGUGCUAUCCUGGGAGAAGGGGUGUUUUUUUUUUUUUUAGGAAUAACAAUCCAUCCAGGAAGCAUACAGGGCAGAACUGAACCCCCAACUACUAAAUAUUAUCCACACUAUUAUUGCAAGUGUCUAUGUCUGUUCAAGGGACCCCUGCAAAGUCCAUUGGGAAGCAGUACAUUGUUAGUAACAGGGUAGCCACUAGUACCAUGCCAGAAUU